GCAAUGACCCAGGAUGCAGCCAGGGGCCACGACAUGCACGGAGGACCGCAUCCAGCAUGCUCUGGAGCGCUGCCUGCACGGACUCAGCCUCGGCCGCCGCUCCACCUCCUGGUCAGCUGGGCUGUGUCUGAACUGCUGGAGCCUGCAGGAGCUGGUCAGCAGAGACCCGGGUCACUUCCUUAUCCUCCUUGAGCAGAUCCUGCAGAAGACCCGAGAGGUCCAGGAGAAGGGCAUCUACGACCUGCUCACACCCCUGGCCCUGCUCUUCUAUUCCACUGUUCUUUGUACACCACACUUCCCACCAGACUCGGAUCUCCUUCUGAAGGCAGCCAGCACCUACCACCGGUUCCUGACCUGGCCUGUUCCUUACUGCAGCAUCUGCCAGGAGCUGCUCACCUUCAUCGAUGCUGAACUCAAGGCCCCAGGGAUCUCCUACCAGAGGCUGGUGAGGGCUGAGCAGGGCCUGCCCAUCAGGAGUCACCGCAGCUCCACCGUCACCGUGCUGUUGCUGAACCCAGUAGAAGUGCAGGCCGAGUUCCUCGCUGUAGCCAAUAAGCUGAGCACCCCCGGACACUCGCCCCACAGUGCCUACACCACCCUGCUCCUGCAUGCCUUCCAGGCCACCUUUGGGGCCCACUGUGACGUCCCGGGACUGCACUGCAGGCUGCAGGCCAAGACCCUGGCAGAGCUUGAGGACAUCUUCACGGAGACUGCAGAGGCGCAGGAGCUGGCGUCUGGCAUCGGAGAUGCUGCAGAGGCCCGGCAGUGGCUCAGGACCAAGCUGCAGGCGGUGGGAGAAAAAGCUGGCUUCCCUGGGGUGUUAGACACUGCAAAACCAGGAAAGCUCCAUACCAUCCCCAUCCCUGUCGCCCGGUGUUACACCUACAGCUGGAACCAGGACAGCUUUGGGAAUAUGGAAGAGGAUUUGGGGGCCCAGACACCCAGACAGUGCUGGCCUUGCUUCCCUGCAGACAUCCUGCAGGAAAUCCUGCUCAAGGAACAGGAGCUGCUCCAGCCAGGGAUCCUGGCAGAUGAUGAAGAGGAGGAGGAGGAAGAGGAGGAGGAGGAGGACUUGGAAACUGACCGGCAUUGUGCUGAGAGAGACUCCCUGCUCUCCACCAGCUCUUUGGCGUCCCACGACUCCACCCUGUCCCUUGCAUCCUCCCAGGCCUCAGGGCCAGCCCUCUCGCGCCAUCUGCUGACUUCCUUUGUCUCAGGCCUCUCGGAUGGCAUGGACAGCGGCUACGUGGAGGACAGCGAGGAGAGCUCCUCCGAGUGGCCCAGGAGGCACGGCAGCCAGGAACGCCGGGGCCACCGCAGGCCUGGGCAGAAGUUCAUCAGGAUCUAUAAACUCUUCAAGAGCACCAGCCAGCUGGUACUGCGGAGGGACUCUCGGAGCCUGGAGGGCAACUCGGACACGGCCCUGCCCCUGCGGCGGGCAGGGAGCCUCUGCAGCCCCCUGGACGAACCAGUAUCUCCCCCUUCCCGGGCCCAGCGCUCCCGCUCCCUGCCCCAGCCCAAACUCAGUACCCAGCUGCCCAGCUGGCUUCUAGCCCCUGCUUCACGUCACCAGCGCCGCCGCCCCUUCCUGAGUGGAGAUGAGGAUCCCAAGGCCUCCACGCUACGUGUUGUGGUCUUUGGCUCCGAUCGGAUUUCAGGGAAGGUGGCUCGGGCAUAUAGCAACCUUCGGCGGCUGGAGAACAAUCGCCCACUCCUCACACGGUUCUUCAAACUUCAGUUCUUCUAUGUGCCUGUGAAGCGAAGUCACGGGACCAGCCCUGGUGCCUGUCCACCCCCUUGGAGCCAGACGCCCUCACCUCCGACAGACUCCCCUAGGCACGCCAGCCCUGGAGAGCUGGGCAUCACCCCAUGGGAGGAGAGCACCAAUGACAUCUCCCACUACCUCGGCAUGCUGGACCCCUGGUAUGAGCGCAAUGUGCUAGGCCUCAUGCACCUGCCCCCUGAAGUUCUGUGCCAGCAGUCCCUGAAGGCUGAAGCCCAGGCCCUGGAGGGCUCCCCCACCCAGCUGCCCAUCCUGGCCGACAUGCUACUCUACUACUGCCGCUUUGCCGCCAGACCGGUGCUGCUGCAAGUCUAUCAGACGGAGCUGACCUUCAUCACUGGGGAGAAGACGACAGAGAUCUUCAUCCACUCCUUGGAGCUGGGUCACUCCGCUGCCACACGUGCCAUCAAGGCUUCAGGUCCUGGCAGCAAGCGGCUGGGCAUCGAUGACGACCGGGAGGCUGUUCCUCUAACACUACAGAUUAUUUACAGCAAGGGGGCCAUCAGUGGACGAAGUCGCUGGAGCAACCUGGAGAAGGUCUGUACCUCCGUGAACCUCAACAAGGCCUGCCGGAAGCAGGAGGAGCUGGAUUCCAGCAUGGAGGCCCUGACGCUAAACCUGACAGAAGUGGUGAAAAGGCAGAACUCCAAAUCCAAGAAGGGCUUUAACCAGAUUAGCACAUCGCAGAUCAAAGUGGACAAGGUGCAGAUCAUCGGUUCCAACAGCUGCCCAUUUGCUGUGUGCCUGGAUCAGGAUGAGAGGAAGAUCCUGCAGAGUGUAGUCAGAUGUGAGGUUUCACCCUGCUACAAGCCGGAGAAGAGCGACCUCUCCUCGCCACCCCAGAGGCCUCCUGACCUGCCGGCCCAGGCCGCGCCUGACCUCUGCUCCCUUCUCUGCCUGCCCAUCAUGACUUUCAGUGGAGCUCUGCCCUAGUGUGGGCCCAGCGCCAGACUGGACAGAAGCCCUGGGGCAACCUCCUCUGUGACCCCUCCGGGACAGUCCCUCUCUGUGGAGAACUGAGUGGUCCUGUGCAGAGACAGAGUCCCACUGUGGGUCCUGCAGUGAGCCGGGUCUGGAGUAGAGGGUUUCUGGGGCCUCAGGGUUCUGGGAAAGGAACAGCUAUCAGGGAGAGAAGGGCCAGACCCCAUUGCCUCUCAGAUUCCUCGCAGUAGAAGGAGAAGGAUGGAUAAAUUGACCUCCGAAGUGCCUGACCACUAGCAUGGUCUAGGAUGCUUUCUAGAAGGAAGAUCUGAGGCUCUGGUGCUCAGGGGGAUGGCUUGGGCCUUUUCUCUCAACCUUGGCUGAGCCUACCCCUUACUUCGUCAAAGACUUGAGGACCCUGUAUGUCUGGAGUUCAGUCCCCUCCUCUCUGGGACUCGGGUGACUGAAAUGUGGAUGAAAUAUUUCUCUACUUCAAGACCACCUCUCCCUCCAAACACACACACACACACACACACACACACACACACACACACACACACACACCAACAAUUUCUCUCUCUCAGGUUUCCUGAUUCUCUGGAAAAACGGCACUAAUGCUAGACCUGUCUACUCUCAGAACUCGGCACAGAUUCUCUCUUGAUCCCCUUUUUGGAUCUGAGAUUCUUGGAAGACAGUAUAGGCUUAAAUUCAGUAGCAGCUCGGUUCUAGCUAAAUCACCAGAGGAAGUUAAUUACCUUUGAGCCUCCAUUUCCUCAGCACUAAAAUGGAGUGGAGAGUUGGAGUGGAAAUAAGGUAUCCUUAAAAGGUUAAAUUGUCUGCAAAGCACCUAGCCCAGUGCUGAGCUCCCAGUAGGUGCUCAGUAAAGCUUAGCACCUGACUUUCUGAACACCUAUUCCUCCUGUUUGGAGCCACUGGGAUACUCUCACCUCCGUUGGGAUGCUCCUCACUCCUUCCCAGUUCAUGGCUGAGGCAGAACCCAGACUGAAGGGGGAAGAGACAUUCCAGACAUUCCAGAGACCUUCGUCAGGGUAAGGGGUGGGCUGCUCAGGGGCCCCACCCUUCACCCCCUUCUGUAUCACAUUGGCCCUCCCACUCCCAUCUCAAUCUUUGUGUGCAAAAUCUUCCAUGCCCGCAAGUUCACUGGCACUCUUCCGGCACCUGGGCAAGAUCCCAGAACAGAGGAUGGAGUGACUGGUCUCACAGAGCUUAGUGCCCAACUCAGGGGAAAUGGCACUGGUGCAUGGGACCUGGUCAGCCUAGGAUAGGACAUGAGAGUCUAAGAUUCAAAGAGAGUAGCUUGAAGUCGUUUAAGAAGCUAGAAACCAACGUGGACUAGAGAGAGCAGAAGUCAAGACCAGGAUUUGGACUGAUAGACGUGGAGAAAGCAGCCACGGAAGCAUGAACUGUAUCCCGCACAAAGUCCCUCUUCUCCUCCUCCUAAUUCAUUAUGCCCAAAAGGUCUUACAUGAAAUUCCAGCCCAGAGUACACAUGACUUGAGAGAUGUGGACACAGCCAGCUUCUACCUUGCCUGGCCGUUUCUCCCAUCUUUUUUUUUUUUUUUUUUUCGACAGAGUCUCGCUCUGUCGCCCAGGCUGGAGUGCAGUGGUGCAAUCUUGGCUCACUGCAAGCUCCGCCUCCUGGGUUCACGCCAU
Messenger RNA from Rhinopithecus roxellana (golden snub-nosed monkey), 4378 nucleotides. RefSeq names its product phosphoinositide-3-kinase regulatory subunit 5 (gene PIK3R5). The coding region runs from base 14 to 2716 and encodes 900 amino acids. The transcript has 18 exons. NCBI's taxonomy places the organism in Eukaryota, Metazoa, Chordata, Mammalia, Primates, Cercopithecidae. Gene Ontology annotation, molecular function: 1-phosphatidylinositol-3-kinase regulator activity. The record is from RefSeq and is a predicted model, not a curated record. Gene Ontology annotation, biological process: positive regulation of MAP kinase activity; G protein-coupled receptor signaling pathway. Gene Ontology annotation, cellular component: phosphatidylinositol 3-kinase complex, class IB.